ACCGAUGCCGCACGCGUCAUUAUCGAUGUGAUGGCAAGCAGCCGGCGUGCGGAAGAUGUGAGCAUGCUAAGAAAGAAUGCGUUUCAAUUCUUGGACGAAUCAAGCGAAAUUCGCUCUCAAUAUGUUCAAGAUGGCUACUCUCCAUUUGGCAGCCCUUCGGUACACAUGCCGUCUCCUAGCGGUACUCCCGGAAGUGCGCAGGGCACCGCUUUGACGCCAAGCUCAACUCUAUUCACUCCAACGGAAAACCUUACAGUCCUGUCGUUACUGAAUUCAGAAUCUCCGGUGCAACAACAAACAACAGCGCCCCCAGUCUUGCAUGAUCACCGAGCAAACACGAGUGCGUAUCAUCCACACCAUGAUGAAGGUGUUAGUACUUUUGUUUAUCAGCAACCUCCUGGCGAGCCUGUGCUGUGGCCGCUGGAACAUGAACAGGAAGCAAUGCUUCUCCAGCAUUACAUUGAGAAUGUCGCCUUAUUCUUUGACAUGGUCGAUACCAGAGAUCAUUUUGGGGUUCACAUCGUCCAGAUGGCCAAACAAAACAGUACGCUAAUGAAUGCCAUCCUAGCGUUGUCUGCUCGUCAGCUUAGUCGAACCACCGACUUCGAUCCUUAUAUUGCAGAUGCGUACUAUCAACGAUGCUUCGACACACUCAUCCCAGCGCUCAACGACAACGUCACUAUCAAAGAAGAGCCACUCCUUGCCGCGACUGUCAUACUACGGCUUCUGGAGGAGAUGAACAUCUCGAUUAUCGGAUCCGAUCCUCAGGGCCAUCUUUUCGGUACCCAAGCUAUCAUCCGCGCUGCCGAACAGUCAUACGCUGCAACCUCCGGGCCUGAUCGACGACAGGCCAUCUACUGGGCUGCCUUCCGUCAAGAGCUUUGGAUAUCGUUGAUGACGCAACGAGCGUUUAAGCUGCAUAUCUUCCCCGCUGAUCGUUCGCUCGAGCCGGCCAACGAUUCUAUCUGGGCUACACGAACCAUCGCUCACCUCGGUGAUGUGAGCAACUUCGUGUUUGGAGAAGGUAGAAAUAGCAUUGCUCGCUACAAUCAACUAAUGGACGAAAAUAGAUCUUGGACACAGUGUAGGCCUGACAGCUUUGAUCCGUACUAUUUUCGGCAGGAUCGGGAUGGCAGCGGAAGGAACUUCCCAGAUAUCCGGUUCCAUCAAAAAACCCAUGUCAUGGGUACUCAGUACAACCUCUUGGCUCACAUGCUCCUCAUCGUGCAUGAUCCGACGAUCCCUCAACUUGGCCCAGCACACAAGGCAUCACGCGCUGUUGUCGACAGAACGGUACAAGAUAACGUCCGGACACUAUGCGGUGUGGCGCAAUCGAAUUCCAAGUGGUUUCCUUGCAAAUUUGUUGCUUGUUUCGCAAUUGCACUUGUUGGUGAUCGUUUUACGCUUCGCGAAGACCAAGAGCAGCUUCGCGAUUUGUGGUACGCCUGCGAACGGUCGCAUGGCUUUCCUCCGACAGCUACCAUUGCCCAACUUGAAGAAUCCUGGGGCUGGCAUAACUCCUGA
This is a messenger RNA of Alternaria burnsii, 1524 nucleotides long. RefSeq lists its product as uncharacterized. Lineage: Eukaryota; Fungi; Ascomycota; Dothideomycetes; Pleosporales; Pleosporaceae. Gene Ontology annotation, molecular function: DNA-binding transcription factor activity; transcription cis-regulatory region binding. The transcript is spliced from 6 exons. The record is from RefSeq and is a predicted model, not a curated record. Gene Ontology annotation, cellular component: nucleus. The annotation marks the transcript as partial. Gene Ontology annotation, biological process: positive regulation of transcription by RNA polymerase II.